CCCGCCGCGGCGCCGCGCUGCGGGACUGAGGGCCGGCCCGGGCGGCGAUGGCGGGCGCGGAGGGCGGGCGGGCGCGGGGUGCGGUGUCCGCGCUGCGGCCGCGGCUGGCGGCGCUGAGCCGGCGGCUGGCGGCGCUGAGCGGAGCGGGCGGCGAUGAUACCUUCUUAGCAAAGGGCUCCGCUGCUCUGGGCAGACUGAAGGACCUCUGUAUGGAAGGGAAAGGACAUCCUUCCACACUUUUGCAGCUCUAUACACAGGCUGUAUUAGACAUUACGUAUUUUGAGGAAAACCAGCUUGUGGAUGAAGAUUUUCCAGAAGAAUCUUCCUUGCAAAAAGUUAUAGAACUUAUUUGUGUUCUUUCAGAACCAGAAGACCUAGUGAGGGAAUGCAACAUAAAUGAAGAACUCAUCAACAUCCUUGGUGUAGAGUUGUUAGAAUGUCUUUACUGGAGAAAAGGAGCCCUGCUUUACAUGUAUUGUCAUACAGCAAAAGAAAGGAGUGAAUGGCUUCAAGAGAACAUUGCCAUAUUUAAGAAGUGUCUUACUGAUGGAGUUAAUUACUUGAUGAAGAUGCUUAACUUUAGAUGCCCUCUUGAGUUAAAUGAAAAUGUCUCCUUUCAAGAUAAAGACACAGCCAGGUUGCUCAGUGAAGGUGUAUUUAGUGACACUUACUUGCUGGCGAUGAUGUACAGUGGAGAAAUGUGCUACUGGGGACUGCAACACUGUGGAGAAGGGGAGGAGGAAAGCCUUGAGGUGAUAGAUCCCACCUCUAACAGUGGCCUGGGCUGCAGAUCACAGAGCGUGUCUCUGGACUUCCGAGAAACGGGCAGAAACGUGUUAUCCAAGUACGUGGCUGUGUGCGAGGGACCUUUAAGAGACCAGGGCUGGAACACAGCAACUGCAAAACAGAUGUUGUGUUGCUUCGUGAAAUCUCACAGCUAAAAUACUCGGAUUUGGCUGCGCUGGAAGAAGUCUUGUGCCCCGAGAGCACACUCUGGGGGAUGUUCUCUGCUUCCGAGUCUGGCAAAACGUGUACUUCCUAUGUAUUAAAAACAUGGAUUCCACGAACUCCCGGAAUACAGGUCCAAAGUCUAACCCAGUAUUUAUAUGAAGAAACAUUAAUAAACGAGGGUGUGAUAAACAGGCACGCACGA
Apus apus (common swift) is the source of this 1153-nucleotide messenger RNA. It is a transcript of the gene RIMOC1, whose product is annotated as RAB7A interacting MON1-CCZ1 complex subunit 1. The record is from RefSeq and is a predicted model, not a curated record. The transcript is spliced from 6 exons. The coding region runs from base 48 to 941 and encodes 297 amino acids. Gene Ontology annotation, biological process: mitophagy. NCBI's taxonomy places the organism in Eukaryota, Metazoa, Chordata, Aves, Apodiformes, Apodidae.